AUGCUCAAUCGAACCAAAAGUUUUCAAGAUUGUAAGGAAACAGAAGUUCCAGGGUACAAUGAUUGCCCUAACUUACUAUUUCGGGUAAAUAGUAGUAAGCGUUCGGUUUCGUCCAAUCAAGUGGACACGUAUGGGAAUACUAAACCAGCUGCAGCACCACCUCCUUCUAUUAAGAGGUCAAUUGCAACAAAAGCAACUGAACUCCCAUCGAAGUCGAUUGUGAAAACUAAAGAAGAGGUCAUGACAGAGAUCCAAGCACUCCUAAACAGAGAAACAAAACUAUCCCCCGGUGAGUUCGAGUUUUAUAAGAGAAAGUUCAUGACGAAUAUUUCCAAGAGUUUAGAAAAUGAACACACGCGCCUUACCUUGGCAGAAAUACUUUCCCACAUUUCUGAGAAGGACCAGGCAAAGAAACUCAUUACUGGCUGGAUGGUUUCGGAUACUUCAAUAAGUAGCUGGUGCCCUGCAUUUCGCAAAAUUGUUGAAAACGUCAUUAUAUGA
This is a messenger RNA of Lachancea fermentati, 501 nucleotides long. Lineage: Eukaryota; Fungi; Ascomycota; Saccharomycetes; Saccharomycetales; Saccharomycetaceae. The record is from the annotation of a GenBank genome assembly.